Messenger RNA from Pristis pectinata (smalltooth sawfish), 2997 nucleotides. Its product is annotated as 2-aminoethanethiol dioxygenase-like. Bases 191 to 982 code for a protein of 263 amino acids. Gene Ontology annotation, molecular function: oxidoreductase activity, acting on single donors with incorporation of molecular oxygen, incorporation of two atoms of oxygen. Gene Ontology annotation, cellular component: mitochondrion. The record is from RefSeq and is a predicted model, not a curated record. The transcript has a single exon. Lineage: Eukaryota; Metazoa; Chordata; Chondrichthyes; Rhinopristiformes; Pristidae.
GGCGGUCGGGCCGAGUGCGCGGCCGUUCGAGGCGGUCGGACGUGCGGCAGGAGCCCUGUCCGGGCCCCGGUCACGGCGGUGGUAUCCGCAGCGAACGGGAGGCUGAUCCGUUCCCCUUCGAGAGGAGGUGCUGGGGUGGGUGGGGGGGGGGGGGGGAACGGCGGGAGGAGGGGUUUGAAGGGUCCGGACGAUGCCGCGGGGCGACAUGGCCUCCUUGAUCCAGAAGAUCGCCCGUCAAGCCCGCACCACCUUCAGGGCGCUACCGCCGGUGGACUCCGCCGCUUUCCAGGACGACCUGGCCAAGCUGCACAAGCUGGUGGAGAAGAUCCGGGCCGAGGACCUCAACCUGGGCCCGCGGAGGAAUUGCGGGCCGCCGCUUGGCGCUCACCAGGGACCCCCGGUCACCUACAUGCACAUCUGCGAGACCGACUGCUUCUCCAUGGGGGUGUUCCUGCUGCAGAGCGGCGCCUGCAUCCCGCUGCACGACCACCCGGGCAUGCACGGCUUGCUCAAGGUGCUGUACGGCCAGGUGACCGUCAAGUGCUUCGAUAAGGAGGAGGCGGCGGCGGACGGAGCGGAGGCGGACGGCGUGCAGUUCAACCCGCCGUUGCUGCAGUGCCAGCGGGCGGCGCUGCGGAGGUCGCUGCGGAGGUCGAGCUCCGUGCUGAGUGAGGCGAGCGGCCCGUGUGCUCUCACCCCGGUGCAGGGCAACGUGCACCAGAUCGAGGCGAGGGACGGGCCCGCCGCUUUCCUGGACAUUCUGGCGCCUCCUUAUGACCCGGACGAGGGAAGGGACUGUCACUACUUCAAGGUGCUGCAGGUGUCGGAGAACGCGGGCAAUGCCAGCCGCGCAUCGCCCCAGCAGCAGCAGCAACCGGUGUGGCUGCUGGAGGUGCCGCAGCCUGCUGACUUCUGGUGUGGUGGAGAGCCUUACCCUGGGCCCAAGGUCUCUCCUGAUGGAACAGCUGAUGGGAGAGAAUAGUAACGUACUUCCAGAGCAUAACCUUUCACGGUGUCUUCAUCUCCUUUCUCUCCCUUUAACAGCGAUGAAAUUAUUCAUGUGCUUUUCACAGAUUCGGCUUUAUUUUAGCAUCUUUUUCCAAGUAAUAGACAUCCCAAACUUCCACUGAAGAAUAAGAAACUUUAAAGCCUGGCGUUUCUUGGUAAAACUGGGAUACGUGUGUAAAUGUGCACACGCCUGCCAUUGCUCUUAGAGCUAUCUCAAGACUCGGUUUUCAGUCUGGUCUAGCACUUCGUGGCAUAUAUCCCACUGCAUGUAUUUACUGGAAUUUUGUCGAUAAGUACUUGCGUAUCAAAUGUUAGUUAACUGAAAUACAAGUUCUAUUAAAUUCCCAUUUCCGUCACUCCAUUCAUUAUUAAUUUAUUUAGAUGUUUGUGUGGUUUUUUUUCCCAAAUACAUAGUUUUAGAACAAAAUUUUUUUCCAGUAUGAACAAAACACUACUGGUAGCAUAUACUACUAACAUUUUUUCUAUCCAUCUGACCAAAUGGUAUUUUCUCAUAGAGAACCAUUUGAACAUCUUUUCAAGUAGUCAACAAUCUGAACAUUUGGCAGCCACCAUGCCCAUAAACUUGAAGUUUUUUGUCAUUGUCAGUUAUAACUGUUGCAUGCAAAAUAAUCCAAGCAAAAACCCAUUAUAAAUGUAGUAUAAUCCUAAUAAGACAAUUUCCUUUUAAGGAAAAGGACUCAUUGAGAGUUUAAUGGCCUAGUGGUUACCAGCAUGAGGCCCUCUGUUUGUAUUAAAGGUUACUUAUUGUAAUGCUACACAAAAUACACUAGUGGAGUGUUUGUGCACACUUCCAAAAUGCUGACCUCAACAAAGUGACAACUGGUCGAUUUUAAAAUCCUAAGUGCUUGUGCGGUAUCUGGGCAUCUAAAUCGGUGGGGUUGGUAAGGAAUUCUGUAUGCCCAGUAAAUCACUUGUUAACUUUCAAAUCUUAUAUGAUAAAGAACUGCUUCAAUUUAAUUAUAUAUAACAUUUAUUGGUUAGUAUUAAAUUGAUAGUUGGUCCAUUAAUCGGAAGCACAGUUAACUGAUUUGAUUAUGGAGCUUUGUAAUUGAACCUGUGAAAUUCUGCAUUACAAGUAAUUGUAAAACAAUCUUGUAAACUGGGGUUGGAUAUUCUUAUAGACCUAUAUUCUGUUUGCAGUGCCUGUCCCUAAUGCACAUUUUUAAAACUAAAAAUGGCCACAUGAGGAAAAAACAAAACUAAAUACUUGCUUUAUAGCCAGAAGUGCUGUAAGAAGCAAUUAACAACAUCUGGUUCGGAAUGGCCAUAAUUCCCAAACAAAGCUUCAAAAAUACUAACUAAUUAAAUACUACUCCAUCCCAAAAUCUCCACCCAUAUUUGCCCAUGCAUGAUAAAUGGAAUAUUCUCAUCUUGGGAAGUGUUCCAGUCAGACUCCGUGUGCAGAAGAUGUGUCAAGUGUGAGAUUAACAUUAUAUCCCUUUACAUUUGUGGCUUCUCCAGAAAAGUUUUUAAUUUACUGUUUUAAGUGUGUUUUUUUAUAAUCCUAGUACUCUUAGGAGGGGUGCGAACAUUUUUAUUGCAGACUUGAAGCUGCAGAAUCUGAAUUUGGAUAUUUAAGUCAUGAAAUUCUUUUUUUAAAAAAAAGUUUCAGAACCAUUGUGCACAAGAUGCCCAUGUAGUUUUGCAUGUUUAUGGUAUUGUAACUUUUAAACUAACCUAUUAGUUUGCUGGACCACAGCAAUCUUUGUUGCUUCAUCUGAAAAUACAGGUGUGAAAAAAUGAUUUGCUGUUAAUUUCAUUCAUGUGUUGCAUAAAUGUGUGGAAUUUAAUUUCUGAUCCACUCGGAAGGCUGACUGGAUUGGCCAGUGGUGGAGUAAAAAUCACCUAACACCUUGUGUACUAUCCUUUGGUUGUACCAUUUCAAAAGUAUAUGAGAGAGAUUAUUCAGCAUAUUGGAAAAUAUUAAAAGCAAUAAAACAUAUCAACUAUGAUUUUACUGAUGCCAUA